This is a messenger RNA of Capsaspora owczarzaki ATCC 30864, 1041 nucleotides long. Its product is annotated as adiponectin receptor protein 1. Lineage: Eukaryota; Filasterea; Ministeriida; Capsasporidae. Gene Ontology annotation, cellular component: plasma membrane. The record is from RefSeq and is a predicted model, not a curated record. Gene Ontology annotation, molecular function: signaling receptor activity. Gene Ontology annotation, biological process: adiponectin-activated signaling pathway. Bases 1 to 1041 code for a protein of 346 amino acids. The transcript has 3 exons.
AUGCCACACGCGGUGCUGGUCGACGGCGUGCAGAUCAACGCGGAGCAGCGUGGUACUACAACCAUGACUGCGACGACUAGUGCUUCAGUUACCGCUGCAGAUGAAGUCCUGUUCACCGCGUCUGCAUCGUCAACGGCGGACUUGUCCAAGACGGCGCUGCUGUCGGAUCCACUGCUAUCGCGCGAGUUUAUUGUCGCGGGCGGGCGAUGGCGCACGGUCAGCUACCACGAGUUGCCAGAUUGGCUCAAGGACAACGAGCUCAUUCUCAACCACCACCGUCCGCAGCUGUUCACGUUCGCACAGUGCAUCGAAAGCAUCUUUCGCAUCCACUCCGAGACGGGCAACAUCUGGACACACCUCGUUGGCUGGCUCGCGUUUCUGGCCGUUUGUGUCGCGACAUUCAGCUACCACCUGGGUGACUAUCCGUGGGAGGACCACGCAUGCUUUGCCGCCUUCUUUGUCGGCCUCCUCGUUUGUCUCAGCAUGUCGACCACCUUCCACACCGUGUGCUGCCACUCUGUCAAUGUCGCUGCCGUUUUCAGCAGAUUCGACUAUGCUGGCAUUUCCAUGCUCAUCGUCGGUUCGACCAUUCCGUUCUUGUACUAUGCCUUCAAGUGCAACACAGUCGUUCGGUACACAUACACCGGAAUCUGCGUCUUCCUCGGCACAGCAUGCAUCAUCAUCUCCAUCCUUCCUCGAUUCGACACACCGCGAUUCCGCGUCCAUCGCAUGGUCACGUUCUUGUCGUUUGGUGUUUCGGGCAUUGUCCCUGGCAUCCAUUGCAUAGUUGUCAGCGGCUUCAUGUUCCAGGUCGAGGCUGCCGGCAUCGGCUACAUGCUGCUCAUGGGCGCGCUGUACAUCACUGGCGCUGUUUUGUACGCCGCACGCAUUCCAGAACGCUUCUUCCCCGGGAAAUGCGAUUUAAUUUUCCAAAGUCACCAAAUCUUCCAUGUUCUUGUGCUCGCCGCGGCUAGCGUACACUUUUAUGGCUUGCUCAGGGCGGCAGAGUACCACCACACGCACGACACUUGUGUAGCUUAG